Clonostachys byssicola is the source of this 1362-nucleotide messenger RNA. Lineage: Eukaryota; Fungi; Ascomycota; Sordariomycetes; Hypocreales; Bionectriaceae. The record is from the annotation of a GenBank genome assembly.
AUGCAACUUGCGGCUCUUGACGCCUUAGCUCGCCAGUCGUCUCUACCCGAGGAUAAACUUCUCUCAAUACAAGGCUUUUUAGAGAGCCAAGAGGAAUACGUUAGAGAUGCCGCAUUCACGGUUAUCGGCAGCCAGAAAAAGUUGUCAGAUUGCAUCCUUUCUGCCAUCGCCGCCGCUUUUAUUGACAACCGGGAUGGGCCUGGGUAUGGAGGCGCACUCGAGAUCUUGGGCAAUCAAUCCACCUUACCCCUGGAUAUCAUUCGGAGCCUGGUAAAUUCCGUUGAGUUCCAACACAUGGAUAUGAAAAGAAAUGUCUUUGGAGUACUGAGCAAGCAAAGUAAUUUGCCCGAGGAUAUAUUGAGAGUUUUUCUAGCCCAUUUAGCAUCCCCUCUCACCGGCACCCGGAAGCCAGCCAUCGUGGCUAUUAGAAAUCAACCCGAGCUUCCACCAAGUAUAUAUGAUGGUAUUCUAUCGUUGCUCGAGAGCUCUGAUCAGUGGUGUCGAUGGGCGGCCGCCAGUGCCCUUGGAGGCAAGGGUGUUCUACCGAAGCAAGCACGUCUCCGCCUACGAGAAAGACUUAAUGAUGGUAAAGCAAUUGUACGAAAAGCAGCUACUUUAUCAUUGGGAAGACAAUCCGAUCUUUCAAAUGAUGAUCUCUGGCGGAUUGUGAAAAAUCUUGAAGACGGGGAACACGACGUUCGCCAAGCCGCCGCCCUUGUGUUACGCAACCACCCAAACUUACCCAAUACCAUACUACAAUAUGUGAAGUCUCUCCUUGAGGAUGAGGAAUCCUAUGUCAGACAUGCGGCCGUUCAGGCCCUCGGUGGGCACCCAAACCUGUCACAAGACCUGUUGCUAUCCAUCGUGGAGCGAACCUCGGACGAAGAUAGGGGAGUGGUGGCCAGCGCCAUGGCUGCCCUGGGCGGACAAGCAACCCUGUCCGAAGAGACGCUCCGACUAUUGAUAAAAAACCUUCAGAAUUCAGGGAGAUGCAAAGACGUGAGACAGGGAGCCAUUUCGAUUUUGAACAACUCGCCUGCGAAUGCAUCCAUCAAACUCAGCGAACUGUCCACUUUCCCACUUUUGAUGAAGCAGGAUGCGUUUCGAGUGGGCGCCACCAGCUCAGACAACGUUGAUCUUCGAGAGACCUUCAUGUCUUUGCUGAUUCAGUGCUCGGAAAGUCACUUGGCAUGGUAUAUCCACGAGGGCAAGUCGUGUAUUGAGACGCGGAGUGGUGUGCAGCGCCUAGCCCUCGAAAAUGAAGAGCGCUUUCGACGGGCCAUCGAAGCGCAUCGGAAGUUAUUUAGGAUGCCCGAGAUUAGAACGGGGAAGGUUACGCUGUUUAUGCUCUACCCUAAAUAG